Ochlerotatus camptorhynchus is the source of this 1263-nucleotide messenger RNA. Its product is annotated as cyclin-dependent kinase 2-like. NCBI's taxonomy places the organism in Eukaryota, Metazoa, Arthropoda, Insecta, Diptera, Culicidae. Gene Ontology annotation, cellular component: cyclin-dependent protein kinase holoenzyme complex; cytoplasm; nucleus. Gene Ontology annotation, molecular function: cyclin binding; cyclin-dependent protein serine/threonine kinase activity; ATP binding. Bases 126 to 1016 code for a protein of 296 amino acids. The transcript is spliced from 3 exons. Gene Ontology annotation, biological process: regulation of G2/M transition of mitotic cell cycle; signal transduction; regulation of gene expression. The record is from RefSeq and is a predicted model, not a curated record.
AAUCUGCUUUGCGUACAAUGAUCCCUAAAAAAUAACAUUUCCGUUACUCGUUGAAUACUCCGGAUUUUGUCAAUGAAAUUUCGUUUCGUGACCCGUGGGAGUUAUUUUCGAACAGACCAUCAGUAAUGCACAACAUUGGUGACUACCAGCGGAUCGAAAAGAUUGGCGAGGGAACGUACGGAGUUGUGUACAAAGCCAAGGAUGUCAAUACCCAGAAAUAUGUCGCCCUCAAAAGGAUUCGGCUAGACAGUGAAACCGAAGGCGUCCCAUCAACUGCCAUACGGGAAAUCUCGCUUCUCAAGGACCUUCAGCACCACUCGAUCGUCGAACUGUUCGAUGUAGCCGUGAUGGAUUCCAGUAUCUUCAUGAUCUUCGAAUAUCUGGACAUGGAUCUUAAAAAGCUGCUCGACAAAUACAAAUCCUCAUUCACGCAGAAGCUGGUCAAGAGCUACAUGCACCAGAUGCUGGAUGCAAUUGCAUUUUGCCACAUGCACCGAAUCCUGCACCGUGAUCUCAAGCCACAGAACCUGCUAGUGGAUCGAGAUGGUCAUCUGAAGCUUGCGGAUUUUGGACUGGCCCGAUCGUUCAAUGUUCCGAUGCGAACAUACACGCACGAGGUGGUUACCCUUUGGUACCGAGCACCGGAGAUUCUGCUGGGGACCAAGUUCUACGCAACCGGAGUCGAUAUCUGGAGUUUAGGAUGUAUUUUUGCAGAAAUGAUACUCAAGAGGCCGCUGUUUCCAGGAGACAGCGAAAUUGAUCAGUUGUAUAGGAUUUUUCGAACACGGGGGACACCGGACGAAACCAAUUGGCCGGGCGUGUCACAGCUGUCGGACUAUAAGCGAAGCUUUCCAAAAUGGGAUGGGCAAGCGGUGCCGGAGGAAAUCGAGCGGUACCGAGCCAAGGAUCUAUUCGAGCUAUUGAUGGCGUACGAUCCCAUAAAACGUAUCUCCGCUCGGAAUGCCAUGCAGCAGUCGUACUUUGAUGAUGUGGAGCUGGUGCCGCCGGGGAUCUAGCCGUGUAUUUGUAAAGAUUUCCAUUAGGAUUCCGAAGUAAUUGGCCAGAUACCGUCUAAAUAGCAAUGCUAUGGUUUCAAUAGAUAUUUUAGGAAUAGAUAAAAGUUUAAUACUGCAUAGGACAACGUAGAGCAAAGCGUCCGGGUACAUCAUCAUCAUCCAGCACCCGUGAAGAUCAGAGCAUUAUUUGUUCGGGUCAUAUUUACGGCGACCUUGCAGAAUGUCUGUAUUUGUCUGUAUCAGGAGU